This is a messenger RNA of Colletotrichum paranaense, 258 nucleotides long. RefSeq lists its product as uncharacterized. The transcript has a single exon. The record is from RefSeq and is a predicted model, not a curated record. The coding region runs from base 1 to 258 and encodes 85 amino acids. NCBI's taxonomy places the organism in Eukaryota, Fungi, Ascomycota, Sordariomycetes, Glomerellales, Glomerellaceae.
AUGGAAAUUACGCGCGUGGGGGGUACGUCGAGGAAUUGGGUGUUCUCACGGUGUUGGGACACCUGCCUCCUCCCAUCACCUCUAAAUUUGUUGUCUCGAUCCCCAGCAAUAGGCCUAGGAUGGGAACUCUCCUUACGCGAUGGUGGCGAUAACUUGGGAACAGCAGUCUCGCUUCCCCAAGCAAGACGAAUGUUAAACGUCAGUCUGAUUGGAUGUGCAGGGGUUUCCAAGUCAUCUUUACGGCUGAGAAGAAGAUGA